AUGACAAAUCCCAACGACCAGUCCCCAUCGGCAGCCAGUACAACAACAACUACUAAUACUACUACUACUGAAAUCAACCAACAAGAAGCACCCAACGAAGUGGCAUGGAUAUAUAGCUUUUCCGCCGCCAUGGUUCCCUUUGUUUCCUUUUGUUACAUGCAUUCCAAAGGAGGAACUGCUAGAAUUGUGGAACGUGUGGUGCGAUCGCCAGUCGGUGUUUAUGGAUUGCUCGGUUUGCCCUUUGUGUCAUUGGCCAUGGAAAAGUCUAUUUAUGAUACCGUCCAAUCCUAUCAAGGGAUUAAUCCAAAUAUACGUCCAGCCGACCGGGGUGGGUUUCCCAGUGGCGGGGCGGCACUUCCGUCACUGUCUCUGAUCCCAGUGCAAACGAGGAGCAAAGUGAUGACUGUGGUCAAAAGACCAACAACGGACAUGACAGCUUAG
Molecule: messenger RNA, 441 nt
Organism: Cylindrotheca closterium
Lineage: Eukaryota; Bacillariophyta; Bacillariophyceae; Bacillariales; Bacillariaceae
Source: the annotation of a GenBank genome assembly